GACUGGGUGACGUCUUAGUUUUGAAUGACGUAGAAACAGGAAGUACUCUGUGGCAGACAGGCGACUACAGUCAUCACACAGGGCUGUAUGUCAGUACUUAGAUUCACUACCAAAGUCAUAGAUUAAUAGUAGUAUUUUUUUUUAAAUAAAUAAAAGUGUGACAAUGGGGGGUAAGAACAAACAGCGGACUAAAGGAAAUGUCCGGCCGUCAAGUAGUGGUCGUGCUGCUGAGGUACUGGCUCGGGAGGGCGGUAUCAUUCCGGGGUUCGUGGGCUUUGACACAACGGUGACCUCGGAGCUGAGUUAUGUUCCCGCUGUCCACGGAGCGGAGGAGAUAGACCACCUGGUAGACGCUGACUUUCGCCUGGUGCUUAGGAAACUCUCCAAGAGGGAUGUUGUCACCAGACUGAAGGCUGUGCAGGACUUUGGGGCUAUGUGUCAAGAACGGGACGCCUCUGUUGUUAAAGGGGUGCUGCCAUACUGGCCAAGGAUUUACUGCAAGAUAGCAGUGGAUCAUGAUCGUCGUAUCAGGGAGGCUACACAGCAGGCUUUUGAGCAGCUGGUGCUGAAAGUGCGUCGGAGCUUGGCUCCCUUUCUGAAGAGCUUGAUGGGACACUGGAUCCUGUCCCAGUGUGACACUUACACACCUGCAGCCUCUGCCGCGUGCCAGGCCUUCCAAGCUGCAUUCUCACCCAAUAAACAGCCUGAGGCUCUCGGUUUCUGCAAGGAUGAGAUCCUUAAUGUGCUUCAAGACAUUUUGCUGAAGGAAACAGCAGACACACUCAGUGAUCCUCAGAAUGUGACAGUAGAGGAAAGAGAAGCCAAAUAUUUGCGUAUGCUGACCAGCUCUCUGCUGGGGAUAAAGAGACUCCUCUCUCUGCUCAUUCCGAGUGACAGAGAGACUUUUGAGCAAAGACUACAGCAACUAAUAAAUUCUGCCAAGUUUUGGAAAUACAGCAAACACAAGACACCACAGGUGCGAGGGGCCUUUUUUGAGAUGCUGUGUUCUCUGUGUGAGUUCACACCAGCUCUGGUUCAGGCUGAGGCUGCACGACUCUGCCCUGCUGUUCUCCUCAGCAUCGAUGACACUGAUCCCGUCGUGUUGCCUCCAGUGUGGGAAGCUGUUCUCCAUGUUGUGUCUAUGAUACCUGACUGCUGGACACAUGUAAAUGCUAAGAAGGGUUUCUUGCCUAAACUUUGGGCUUUACUCAAAGAUGGUGGCAAAGGCAUGGCUAAAGCCCUUCACCCUAAUUUAAUGCCACUUCUCAGUAAACUGCCGCAGCAAGUCACAGACCCAACCCUGGACUUUUACACCACCUUCUUCACCUCUCUCACACAGGGAAUUUCAAGUGAGCGUGCUGCAACCAGUACAUCAGAAAGUGCCGUCAUCGUGACUUCUGUGGUGGAGUGCCUGAGGUACUGCAUCCUACACAAUGCAGAACAAGAGGAGAAUCAGAGGAAAAUCAGGACCAUGCUGAUUUCACAGCAGCUCCUGCCUCUACUGGAAAAAGCCCUUGAACAUCCUUCUCUCCAGAAUGGUCCUCUCUUUGUUCUGGUGACUGAAAUGCUCAUUUCCUGGGAAAAGAGGGCAGCUUCAGCCAGUGAAAUUGAAACAAACAUUAGUCAGGGCAUCUUUCAAGCCCUUCUGACAGACUUUUGGGAGGAGCUUGGCCUCCUCUUCUUACGUCAUGUUGACACAGAAGAAGCAGAUCAACAGGCUUUGGAAGGAGUAGCCACCAUGCUGCAGGUGAUGCAUUGCCCCGAGAGAGUAAACAGAAAGUGCAUCCAGAAAAAGAAAUCUGUCAAGAUCUGUUUCUCCAGGCCUGAGGGCGAUGAGAAAAGUGGGCUUGAGGCGAAUGAUGCUGAGAAGCCCGUGCAGACGGUGUCAGACACUGGGAAUGAGAAGACACUUUGUUCUCUACAGACCCAGCGUUUAGAGGAUGUUGUUUGCCAGCUGGCGCAGCUGUGCCUGGUGCAUGUAAAUGAGAGAAACUCAGAGAGACAUCUUGUUUUUCUUUCACUCCUCCUUCGCUCCUUCCACACACCCAGGGUCUUCAGUGCGCUGGUCGAGUUGGAUGAGACAACGCCAAAGGAGAGUGAGCGGAGAGUUGACGUGAAUUUAAAAAAUCCUGCGGUGCAGUUUCUGCUUGAAUGGGUGGUGCUGUGGCUCGCAGAGAAGGGACGCAAAGACACGGAGCACCUGGUGGAGAUGAUGUUCAGCUCGCUCCACUGCUGCAGCCAACAGGAAAUGACCAAAAUUCUCAACCACAUCACCCUGAUUGACUUAGACUGGAGAAUUAUCCUGCAAGUUAUACAGAGAGCCUGUGCAGAUGCUCGGACUCUUAAAAGCUGCAGUGAUUGGCUGAAAGGGUCAGUCCUGGGUGAGCAGCUCCUGGGAUUGACAGAGGAGCUCUGCAAGGUGGGACGUGCUUCAUCUUCUACAAGCAACCACAGUUGGACACUUAUUAGUUUGGUCCUCUCUCAGCAUCACAACAAUGAGUCUCUGAUAGGAGAGGUGUACAUGGAGAAGAUCCUGGAGAAACUCCACGCUACUCUCUCUGAGACCAAGAGUCUGUCAGACGCAGGGAACAUGGAGCCGCUGGUCUCCUUCAUCUGUGACGUAGCCUCCACUUUUUUCUCCUCGGUACAAGACUGUAUUCUACUGCUGUCUGCAGAGGAACUCCUGCUCAGUGUAUUCCAGCUCACAGCCCAGGACCAGUCUCAAACUCACCUGACUGACUCCCUGUUAGAUAAACUAAGGAGAGUGUGUGUCGCUGGGACUCGAUCGUUGUUCCAGAACUCUGAAUAUGAGGUGAAGGAAGGAGGUUUCCUGCACAGUGUGGCAGUGUGGGUGAAAAGCCGACUUCUCACUGUUUCUCUAGACAUUAAAAGUUUGGAGGCUCUGGUUUUGGCUGUAGAGAAUCUGGCUGAGACAAUUGUUUCUGUCUGUGGUGAAAGUUCCUCGUUCAUCCUUCAACUCUUCACACUGUUGAUGCCCAGUCAGGCAGAAUGGACACGAGUCCGACAGGCUCUGCCUCCUCAGUGGGUCAAGACACCUCUACUGCACAGUCGUCUCAGAGGCGUUUUUGAACACUCCACCAUAGACGUGUGGAAGUUCAGAGGCACCAGUGGGCUGCCGGCCCAUCUGUGUAGCUGUGCCCUGUUGGCCACUGUGGCCAGGACGUUUGCGGCCCAACCUUACAAUGAAGCAAAAACACAGCGUCUUUGUCACCUGUCAUUGAUUAUAGUUACACCUUCAGAGUUUCAGUACGCUCUUCAGUGGUGUCAGGAGGUUGUAUGCAGCCUUCCUCUGGUGUCCUCCUACCACAAACUUCUGACUGACUGUGGGCUGUCAGACGGGCUACACAACCUGGUUCCAAUGAAUAGUCUGCUGCAGAUAUUAUACUCAAGGUCAAUAGAAGAAGGUGGUCUGUGGUCUCUGACUCUAGAAAACUACAUCCACACCAACAACCUGGCAAACACUAACAGUGCAGCUUUGCGACAGCUUUACAACACAGAGGAAAGUUGGUUCCCAGUUUCUCAGAGCAAACUUAGCACGCUGCAGGUGCUCUGCCCGACCAUGACGACCAAAGACAGAGAGAUUCUCGUAACUCUGGCCACGGCUGCAAUCAUUAACUGGCAGGAGGAUGAUGAUGUUUAUGGCUGCCUGGUGACACUGAUGUGUUGCUUAAAAGCCAAAACGGAAGUAGAGCAAGAGGUUCUGCAGGCUGUUUUGGCCACAAUGAUGGAGUGGAGGAAUAGUCGGGAGGACUGGUUCCUCUUUGGCAGUGAUCUAUUCACAGCCUCUGCAGAGCAGCUCAACCGUUCUGUGGAGAUGAUGCGUUUCCUGUCCUGGUUGGUGACAGACUGUCCCACUAUUCUGGGCAGCAGCCAGUGGGACUUUGUGCUCUGCUCCAUGUUGGCCUGGUUGGAGACCAUCAGUGAGAACGUGAGCAGUUUGUGGAACCCGUGGGUGCAGCUGUUUGCGUGUGAGAACGCUGUGCUGAUAGUGAAGUUGAAUCAGUUUUUUGCAGCAGUUUCACCUGAGCUUCUGGAGAAACUGCCUCCAGAGCUGAAGGCUGAGUGGACAGACUUCUUUGUGGAGGGAAUCUACAACCUGCUGUUGCCUCUGCCUCUGAGUAUCACAGAUGCCUUCCCUGAGCCGGAUGAUUCCACGUUCCCUCUCUCGGUGCUGCAGUCACUUGGUUUGGCCCUGACCUACAUUCCAGCAGAGCAUCUGGUCAAAAACACACUUCCUCCACGGUUCAUAGCGGAUCAGACGACAAACCUGCCAGAGUCGCUGCAGACGCUCCUCAAUACCCUCUGUCCUCUGUUGUUAUUCAAGGCCAGAUCUCUGCAGAUCAUCGUCUACCAUCUAUUGGAAAAGGUGAUGCCCCAGCUGCCAGAGUGUGAUGGAGAAGGAGACAACAGCAGGACUGAAGAUGAUAGGGAGGAACCCUGUCUUUCUCCUCCAGCUGCUCUGAUGUCCAUCCUGUCCACCUGUGAGGAGCUCUGUGACAGUAUCCUGGCUGCAGUUGACGUAGGAGAGUUUGCAGUGGUCCAGCCUCUGAGUAUGGAACACUCUUGCAUUCUGGGAUAUCUGCUGACCUGGAAACUGCUUCUUACUUUUUUCAAAUCUUCACCAUCCCAUCUUCGUGCACAUUACGCCCAGUACCUGAGGAGUAGCUGUUCCUUGGACAAACUCCUCCUGCAUCUCUUCAAACUCAUGCCUGAGAAUCCAGUUUAUCCCGGCCAGGGUGUGGAGACCAAGGAGACCAAGACCUUCUUCACAGAGAGUCUGUCUCUGUCUGUGGACAAAAGUGACAGCCUUGACUGGGAGCUCCCUCACCUGGCGUGCAGUGUGUACUACAGCACAGUGCAGGACCUGCCUGCCAUGGUGCGACUGUGGUGGAACAGCCGAGAGAAGAGAGUGAGCUCAGCUGUGGAGAAGUUCACCAUCAAAUACAUCAGUCCUGUUCUCUCAGCUCAGGAGAUCUCCUCUGUUCAUGCCAGCACGCAGAUGUUUGACAGCAUGACGGUAAAGGCCCGUUCUGCAGCCAGGGAAGUGAUCGCCACCUAUUCCGUGGACGACAUCUUCAUCGAGUUGGUGAUUCAGCUGCCACAGAACUACCCACUGGGCACCAUCUGUGUAGAGAGUGGGAGACGUGUGGGUGUGGCCGUACAGCAGUGGAGGAACUGGAUGCUGCAGCUCAGCACCUACCUCACACAUCAGAACGGCAGCAUCAUGGAAGGCCUGGCUCUGUGGAAGAACAAUGUGGACAAACGCUUUGAGGGAAUCGAAGAUUGCAUGAUCUGCUUUUCAGUUAUCCACGGCUCCAACUACUCGCUGCCCAAAAAGGCUUGUCGGACCUGCAAGAAGAAGUUCCACUCUGCAUGUCUGUACAAAUGGUUCACCUCCAGCAACAAGUCCACCUGUCCCCUCUGCAGAGAAACCUUCUUCUAACUCAAGACAGUUGUUUCUUCAAAACAUCACUUCCUGGAAGGCUUUUGACAAUCAUCCCUGUUGUUGUCUGAUGUUUUUAACACAACAUCAUAGGUGAUGAUGAUCUCUCAGUAUUAUGACUAAUGCUGGUUUAGAUUCACAGGUAGAAGUUGCUGCAAAUCCAGCAGAGUGUUAAAGUUUGUUGCACAACAAACUGCUGCAGUUUUCUUUUUUUUUAUCUCUGUCUUGCCUUUAAACUUUAAAGUGAACUUAAUUUAUGUUUGGAAACAUUCAAAUGUGUUAAGGAAGCUGAAUCACAAACCUGUAAAGACCAACACUGUUGAGCUGCUGUAGUCAGAGAAAACAAACGGUUUUAUUCAUUCAAUACCAAAGAUGAAGUUUCAUAGGUAUUUCCUAAUAUUUAGGAGUUGUACAGAGAGAUUGUCUGAAUACUGACAUGUUGACACUCAUUGUGGUAUCACUUGUAAAAAGAAAAGGAAAUGUGCAGAGAACGUGUUUAAGUUGAUUGAACUUAUGAAUAAGUCUCAUUACAGUUUAGUUCACAACCAUUAAAA
Molecule: messenger RNA, 6018 nt
Organism: Cynoglossus semilaevis (tongue sole)
Lineage: Eukaryota; Metazoa; Chordata; Actinopteri; Pleuronectiformes; Cynoglossidae
Gene: ltn1
Product: listerin E3 ubiquitin protein ligase 1
Exons: 32
Coding region: 164-5464 (1766 amino acids)
Biological process (GO): rescue of stalled cytosolic ribosome; ribosome-associated ubiquitin-dependent protein catabolic process
Cellular component (GO): cytosol; RQC complex
Molecular function (GO): zinc ion binding; ribosomal large subunit binding; ubiquitin protein ligase activity
Source: RefSeq, a predicted model, not a curated record